Messenger RNA from Argiope bruennichi, 977 nucleotides. RefSeq names its product chondroadherin-like. The record is from RefSeq and is a predicted model, not a curated record. Gene Ontology annotation, molecular function: protein binding. Bases 7 to 960 code for a protein of 317 amino acids. The transcript is spliced from 6 exons. NCBI's taxonomy places the organism in Eukaryota, Metazoa, Arthropoda, Arachnida, Araneae, Araneidae. Gene Ontology annotation, cellular component: membrane.
AUCGCAAUGGCGGGUAAAAUGCUUCUUGCGGUUCUUCUGCUGUCUGUAUCGGCUGUUUUCAUUGUUGAAGGCUCAUGUCCAAAUGCAGAUCUAAUUGCCCCUUGUUAUUGCAAUGUAGAAAGUGGAUCAGCAAUUGUCACAUGCUCAAGCAUUCAGCAUACUAGAGAUCUGGAAAACUUAAGUAGUCACUCUGAGGGAUAUCCUUAUAAGGAGGUGAGAAUAGUAAGUUCUACUCUUCAGUCAAUACCUGUUGUUAUUCUAGAGAAGGUUAAAAUGCAAAGCCUUGUUUUGAGUGAAUUGAAUCUGAAAGAACUGUUUAAUGGUGUCCCAAGAACAAUGUCUAAUCUGAAGACACUGACUAUACAGUCCGUUACACUUGAAGAGGAAUUCCAAUGGAAAUAUUUUCAAUACACAAAGGCCCUAGAAACUCUCCUGAUUGAUCAUGUAGAUAUUCCAAAAAUCAAACCUGAAUUCAAUCAGUUUGUGACUCACGACCUCCUAAAAGUGUCCUUCGCUUUUACUAAAACAGAUGAGAUCCAGACAGGUGCCAUGAAAGACUUCAGGAAUCUCCGGAGUAUUACUGUUGCUCACAACAAUCUGCAAACUCUUUAUAGAGGCAGCCUGCCCCGGCCAUAUAACGGAAUACAUCUGGACUUCCAGUACAAUAAGCUGAGUGAAAUUAAAGAGAACGUAUUCUCGGACAUGAAAAAAUUGAAGUCUGUAUAUUUCAAUAAUAAUGACAUUUCCUUACUGUCUCGACCCUCUGAAUCUGGAGUAUAUGACAACAUUGACAGGAUAGACUUAUCAAACAACCCAAUCGACUGCUCCUGCAAGGUACAGUGGAUACCUGAAGUGAAACCGAAAGGCCUUGUAGGCAGAUGCGCCACUCCACAAAAAUUCCGCGGAAAGGAACUCGUCCGUCUCACUGCAGAUGAUUUCAGCGAGUGCUACACUCACUAACCUUAGCUGAAUAGCGA